Molecule: messenger RNA, 5274 nt
Organism: Meriones unguiculatus (Mongolian gerbil)
Lineage: Eukaryota; Metazoa; Chordata; Mammalia; Rodentia; Muridae
Gene: Erich1
Product: glutamate rich 1
Exons: 6
Coding region: 54-1091 (345 amino acids)
Source: RefSeq, a predicted model, not a curated record
UAGGCACUCCGACUACUGUGGGCGGGCCUAGACGAAAGGAACCCGGAAGCCCCAUGUGUCCGAGGGUGGGCGGCGAGGGCCCCGGGACCCGGCUGGGGUCCAGUAUGUCUGCCCAUCGGAAGCACGUGUUUACUGAAAAAGUGCUGAAGAGACUUUUCCCUAAUGAUUCAAGAGGCCAAGAAAAGGAGACGCUUCAAACUCCUCAGGCUUUGGAGACACCAUCCAAGAUUGUGACCCCUGAAGCAGUACAGCACAGGCAGGCUCAUAGUCUGACAGAUGGUGACAUUAAGAUUCAGGCUGAGCGCCGGGUCUACACGGUGAGUUUGCCUCCUCAAGGGUAUAUCCCUUGUUUGCAAGAACAGACCAGCUGUGCCAGUCCCGAAAAUGCUUCCAGUGGUGGUGACACAGAAGAUCUGGAUCUUCAUGAUCAACCAAAAAGAAGAAGAAUUAGAAAGCGCAAAUCAAAGAAAAAAAUGAAAAACCCCAAUGAUGUUAUUCUAAAGCAAGCAGAAUUAGAGCAACAGCCAGGGCUCUUCCAAGAGAAAGUGCACCCCCAGCAUAUAGAUGCCCCCACAAUGAGCAAAAAUAAAAGAAAGAAGCUGAAAAAGAAGCUGCAGCUUAGGAGGAAGAAAGCAGCUGGCUUAGUCACGAAGGCCUCUGGGGUCACUUUCACGUACCAGCCCGAGAGCCCCGGGGAAGCAGGUGUGGAUGGUGCUUCAGGAGAAGAGUCAGGAGAUGAUCACGAGAGCGCAGCUGCAGACACCACCCAGGAAGACGCUGAACUCGCCAACAGCAAGGCAGACACCGUCUUGAGUUUUCUGAAGUCAACACAAGAAAUUUAUUUUUAUGAUGAUACGUCCAAAGACCUGGAUCCAGCUGUGUGCACAGAGAGCGCUGACGAGCUGCUUCACGCCCUGGAGUCUGGGCGCAUGCCUCCUGCAGAUGUGCUCCUUCUGGACCACAUGAAAUCCCUGCUGCUCCUGCAGGACAGGGAGAGGCUGGAGAGCGCCCUGAAGCUGUUCCCAGAGCACUGUCUGAUGCCUCCAGGGAAGGGCUCAGCACGUGCAAACACUAGCUAUGAAGUAUGGUGACUGGAGUUGAUGCUGAAACCCAAAGCUGCUGUGUGCGCACCUGUAAUCCCAGCACACCUUGCCAAGACAGGAGGCGGGAGUGGAAGGAUUUCCUGGAACUUCACCGGCCAGCUCGUCUGACAUGUGUGCAGCAGACGCAAGAGAGAGCCUGCCUCAGCAAGCGGAAGGCCAGAGCCUGCUCCUGAAAACCACUCUCUGACAUCCACACAUACAAACACACAUGCACAUGCAUGCACACACCAAAGUUAAAAUGUUUUUAAAUGCCUUAUGGGUAUCACAGGUUCUUUAUAGGUACCAAAAGUUUAGGUAGCUUGGCUAUAGAAGAAUUUAGUCUCUUCCUACUUACCUACAGUAGAAACAGUGGAGAGAAUCUGCUUUUCUUGUUUUCUCCUUCUUGGUGCUGUGAGGACAGCCACCAGCUUUUAAAUGGUGAGUUGUAAGAGUGUUAUCACUCGACCACACAGGUGCUGCGGGUGAUGUACUCAGCAGGAGUCAGUACUCACUCUAGCCAUGAAAAAAGUAACUUUAUUAUAUCAUAUAUUCAUAUGAUACAAUGGGAAUAAAAUAAAGUUCAUCAUCCAGUCAUUUUGGAGUGGUAGUGAGUCCUCACUGUCACCACUGUGAUUCUUCUCGAGUUCUGUGCCACUGUGCCUGGCUCAGUGUGAACGUUUAGAAAUGAAACGUUUAUUUGAGGUGUCCAGCUCACAGCUCGGGCUGCUUGCCCAGGGUAGCCAUGAAUAUAGCCAGACACAAAGUUACAGUUUUUUAAAACAGUAAGAACAUUUCUUUUCUUCCUUCUUUUUUUUUUUUUUUUUGUUACUGUUUUAUUUUUGUUUUGUUUUGUUUUGUUUUAGUUUUGCUGGGGUUUUUUAUUUGUUUGUUUGGUUUGGUUUUUCAAAAGUCCUGGCUGUCCUGGAACUCAGUCUGUAAACCAGGCUGGCCCUCUGCUGCCGGGAAUUAAAGGCGUGUGCUACCAUGCCAUGCAUAUGUAUAUAUACAUACAUACAUACAUAUAUAUAUAUAUAUAUAUAUAUAUAUAUAUAUAUUUAACUUGUCUGUUUAAGUAUAAACACUGUACAACAUGACAACAUUGUCACAGUGUCAGGCCAAAUAAACGUAUUGUGUUCUUGAUCCUCAGACACGUUAUGGCUCUGGUUUUACGGCGGCAUGCAGCUUCCUGUGUGCUGUGUUCCAAACAUAAGACGGUUAAUUAGAGCCACCCGCUAUUUCCUGUGCUCGUGGUGACUUGGUGAGAGCCAUGCAGCCAUUACAGUGGUGUUCUCACCAGUGGUGGCCGAUGGUAGGUGUUUGGAGUUAGAAGAUAGCUAAGUAUUCUUAUUUGCGUGAUAAAGGUAUUUCUGCCCUCAGCCAUGCCAGGUUAUCUGCCACACUUUUUAAGCAGCCCUCCCAUUUGCCCAAGCUUUGCUUUCUGUUUUCCUGUCAAUUAAUUAUCAUAAUAAAAUUAAAUGUUGUCCCUUACCCAUUAUUAUUCUGUUAAUCUCAGCAUGGCUUCUACAGUAUCUAAAACAAAACCCCAGGAAGGAAAAAUUACAGAUGAAAGAAGUUUGCUGAACAAAACGGAGACAGACGACUGCUUUUUUGUUGCUGUUGUUAAGGCAAAUAACAAGCACUGCUUCUUUUUGGGAGAUUUGUUCAGAUUGCCAGAGCGUAUCAUUGAGUGCUUGUCUGAUACAUGUUUGUGUGUGGUGCCCAUGGAAGCAGAAGAGAGCAUCGGCUCCCCCUGGAACUGGAGUUAUAAAUGGUUGUGAGCUGCUAUGUGGAUGCUGGGAAUCAAACUCAGGCCUGCCAGGGGUAAGAGAAACAACUGUGCUAACCAUUGAGCCAUUUGUCCAACCUCUUAACGAGCAUAUGUAAAAUUAUAACCCAAACAAAUUUUAUUGUAAAAGCUAGUUAUAUAGUCACAUCUUUAAUUGGGAAAAAAAAAAACACCAUUUUCUGAUAGUGACUUUGUUAGGUACUAUAGGGAAAUCUUAGCAGAUAUAAUGUGCACUGAAAAGGGGAGGGGAUACUUUCUAAAAUCAGCUUGCCUUACUAGACGAUAGCCAGGCAAACUGAAGAAAUGCAGAACUCUUUUGAGUAAAGUUUUGGAGAGUAAAGGAGUUAAAUUUAAAUUAGCUUUGGCAAUGGAUGACCAAACUAGGGCUGCCACUCAACUCGCCAUUUUUGCUAGAGGUACUGAUAAUUAAUCUAAUGUCAUUAAAGAAAUGGCUUCAUUUUAUUGUUGUUUUUGUUUUGGUUUGGUUUUCGAAGAAAUGGUUUCUUUAAUUGUUUCAAAGGGCACAGCUAAAUCAAGAGGUUUAUGUGAAGCAGUAAAACAUGUCCCUAGCACCCACAUGGAGGCUCACAGCCAUCAUAAUUUCAGUUCCAGAGGACUGGAUGCCUUCUUUAGGCCUUUACAUGCACCGGGCAUGUACAUGGUAUAUAUAAAUGCAUACAGGAAAAACAUGCACAUAUAAAGAGUUAAAGCAACAAUAACUAUGUAUAGUUAUUGUUGGUGUUUGGUGAUGACAGAUAAAAGAGAGAGAGACUUGUAAAACUAAUCAAAGAUGAUAUACUUUCUACCACAAAUCCCCCUUUAAUGAGCUAUCAUUAAUGAGGUAUGCCCAGGGUCAUUAAGAAUGGAUAACAUCAUGCAAAUCAUCAUCAAGACUGAAUUUCUUAAGAACCAAGGACUGGAGCUGGAGAGAUGGCUCAGUGGUUAAGAGCACUGUCUGCUCUUCCAAAGGGCCAGGGUUCAAUUCCCAGCACCCACAUGGCAGCUCACAACUGUCUAUAAUGCCCAUUCCAAGGGAUCUGAUACCUUCACACUAAUGCACAUAAAAUAAAGUUAAGUAAAAAUAAAAAAAAAAAACAAGAAUUAAGUCAUUGUUGAUUCUAGAAAUGCCUUAAAGUCAUUGAUGCUGACUGCCAAUACCACUUUUUGGAAGUAAGAAAAGUUGAGGCCAAACAUUAAAAGAUUUAUGACUUGUAACAUAUUAUCAAGUCUUUUAUGAUAUCAAAACAAAAUUUAUGCCAGAACUUGACCAUGAAAACGGGUUUACAGAUUUAGCAUUUUUAGUGGAUUUAACCAUUUGUUCAAAUGAAUGAAGCAUGUGUCAUCAAGAUGAAAACCAACUUAUCACUACAUUUCAAAUCAUGACAGCUUUCAAGUGAAACUGAAAUUAUGGCAAGCUCCAGUUAAGGCUAACAGUUCUAUGGAUUUUGAUACAUUGACUAAACAUAGUUCUUGGGGAAAAAAAAUGUAGCUUCAAUCUUUUGAUAUUCGAUUUUUAAAACAUUUCAUAUAGUCCAGCAAAAUAAAAUACCACUAUUUUUGGUAUAUUCAUUACUCUCUUCAGUUGACUUAAAUUAUCAAACAGAAUGCACAGUCUUGCCAUCAGCCAUUCAAAUUAAAGAAAAAAAUUCAAGACGAAGUGGCCUAGAACUCACUAUGUAGAACAUGCUGGCUCCAAUUCACAGAGAUCCAUCUGCCUCAACCUCCCCAGUGUGGAGAUUAAAGUCGUAUGCCACUAUGCCCAGCAAACUUUCUCUCUCUUUAUUAUAGGUUCCAUCCUCCCAGAAACAAAUAUCCCUUAUUUCACAAUCAUGCCCUUUUUUCAUGCCAUCCCGUUUAGGUUGUACCUACAUAUGUGAAAACUAUUUUCAAGAAUGGAACACACUUAGAGUAAAAUUGGGACAAAAUAUUUGAUGAACACCUUGAGAGUUCACUGAGAAUUGCAGCUUCAUCUACCAAGCAGAUACUGAUGCCUUUCUUUCUCAAAUAUUGGAUAUCCCACUUGUUUUAUAAUAAAUGAAUAAGUCAAUGAAGUUUUAUUAAUCAUACAUAUUUGUUUGUUUUUUAAUUUGGAAAGCAAACAUGGGACCUGCUUUCUUUACAGAAUGCUUCAUAAUUACUAUUAUGAUGUGGGGGUUUUAUCUGCAGUGGGAGAGAUUGUGAAAAAUAUACGCAGACCUCUUUUGUGCGCGUAAGUUCUUGUUAGUGUUUUGUGUGUUUAAUAUGUGCUUUAGGACACAUCACCCAUGUGGCACUGAGAAGUCAAAAGAUUGGACGCUCCUGAUUUACAUCACCUUGUUGAUGGGCAGCGCAUUCUAAUCCGUGGUCCCCCUUCACUUGAGUUUGCUCUGUGUACUCUUACUCCUUUAUAAAACCAAACGAGAUUGA